This is a messenger RNA of Panicum hallii, 945 nucleotides long. Its product is annotated as sorcin-like. The record is from RefSeq and is a predicted model, not a curated record. The transcript is spliced from 10 exons. Gene Ontology annotation, molecular function: calcium ion binding. Bases 117 to 626 code for a protein of 169 amino acids. NCBI's taxonomy places the organism in Eukaryota, Viridiplantae, Streptophyta, Magnoliopsida, Poales, Poaceae.
GAAAUAGUUAAAUAUCUCGAAACGUAUGGCCGGACAUUGUUUCCCCGUCUCGUGUUCAUAGAAUUAUAGGAGAGAGAAACUUGGUUUGACACCCACGCCGGUAUCGGAGGCCGGAGAUGGAGAAAGCGGUGGUGCUCCGGGAGUGGUUCGACCGCGUGGACGCCGGCCGCACCGGCAACAUCACCGCUCCUCAGCUCCAGAACGCUCUCGCCGUGGGCAACCUUGACUUCCCCCUCUCCGUCGUCCAGCAGAUGAUAAGGAUGUAUGACUUUGAUCGGAACGGCACCAUGAGCUUCGAAGAGUUUCUGGCUCUUAACAAGUUCCUUCAAAAGGUGCAAAGUGUCUUCUCCACCCUAGAAAGGGGUCGUGGAUUUCUCAGUCUUGAGGAGGUGUAUGAGGCAUUAAUCAAACUUGGUUUCUCAUUGGAUUCACCUGCUUUCUACACAGUUUGUGAGAGCUUUGACAAGAGCAGGAAGGGGAUGGUUCAUUUGGAUGAAUUUAUAUCACUUUGCAUUUUUGUGCAGUCAGCUCGUAACUUGUUCAAUUCAUUCGAUACAAGCAAGCAAGGAAGAGUGAGUUUGGAUUUUAACCAAUUUGUUUACUGCACGGCAAAUUGCAGGAUAUAGCUUCUACCUGACACUUGUACGUGGACACACAAACAAAAAGUUUGCAGUGUGAAGCCAUUCACCAAUCAAACCUUAUUUCAGCAUAGGCAGCUGGAUGGUAUUGCAAUUCAUUGUUUGCUAAACAAGGCUUCUUGUACCAUCAUUUUGCUUGAAUAUUCUUCGGGGGCAGCUGCUCGUCAUUUUGUGUCCAAUUUACUAUAAUCAUGGGCUGUAUAUAUAGAAUGAGACAUGGUUUUUUGUGGCUGUAUUUGUAUCAGUAUCAAUUAUGGUUUAGUAUAAAAUAUCAAUUAAUCCAGACAUAAACUCUUUUGUAUUGUGA